Molecule: messenger RNA, 1033 nt
Organism: Piliocolobus tephrosceles (Ugandan red Colobus)
Lineage: Eukaryota; Metazoa; Chordata; Mammalia; Primates; Cercopithecidae
Gene: FAM9B
Product: family with sequence similarity 9 member B
Exons: 10
Coding region: 137-1033 (298 amino acids)
Biological process (GO): meiotic cell cycle; spermatid development
Cellular component (GO): synaptonemal complex
Source: RefSeq, a predicted model, not a curated record
GUGCGCCAUCCUGCCUCGGUUCAUCCAAACAAAAACAAGGAAGGAAUGUGCACAAAGGCUCUGCAGCAACCCGCGGUGCAAGUCCCAAUUAGACUCAAGACAGAAACAAAUUCAGCAAUGAAUACAUAUGUAAAGAAUGAAUAGGAGCAGAUCCUGGAUGCUUAGUGAAACCAGCUCUCACUUCCCAUCAAAUGAGAAGCCUCUGUGUCUUCAAAUGAAAACCAAGGAAGCACACCCCAGAGUUGAAUACAACAAAAUAUCAGGCAAUGCCUUCGAAGAGCAAUUUUCUUUGCCACCCAAGAGUGUAGCUGUGCCAGUGCAAAAGGAAUUAAUGGAUAUGGAAAGCUGCUUUACUUUGGAUUUACCUUCGAAAUCCAGGCUGUCCUUGGCAUUUAAAAGUCUGAUAGGUUCAGGGAUCGCCUCUAGCUUCCCAGGACAGCCAGCCACGGAUCCUGUGGGCAGGAGGGCUGCCAAGGCCCAGUUGGAGGCUCAAUUUAUGGCGGCCCGGGGGAAGAAGCAUGCAGGAAAGGAUCCAGUCAGUGAUGAACAUGAGGAAAGAAACCCUUUUACAGAAACAAGGGAGGAAGAUGUGACUGAUGAGCAUGGGGAAAGAGAACCUUUUGCUGAAAAAGAUGAACACACGGGGACUAAUACCAAGAAGCCAGAAGAUACUGCAGAGGAUCUUACUGCAAAAAGAAAAAGGAUGAAAAUGGAUAAAGCUUGCAGCAAAACAAAGACCAAAAGUAAAAGUGCUUUGAGAAAAAAACAACUUAAAAGGCUGAAACGUGAUUAUAUGCAUUCUCUGAAGUUGCUGAAUGUCCUUGAAGAAUACAUCACAGAUGAGCAGAAAGAGGAGGAAGAGGAAGAGGGAGAAGAAGAAGAACUAAUUAAAAUAUUUCAAGAACAACAGAAGAGGUGGCAGCAAUAUAGAAGUGUUAGGAGAGAGAGGCUGAACGAGAUGAAGCUGCUACGUGACCAAUUCUUAAAGCACAUUAGCAAGUUGUCAUCGGACAAUCACUUCUUCUUCAUGUAG